Messenger RNA from Dovyalis caffra, 828 nucleotides. NCBI's taxonomy places the organism in Eukaryota, Viridiplantae, Streptophyta, Magnoliopsida, Malpighiales, Salicaceae. The record is from the annotation of a GenBank genome assembly.
AUGAGCAAUAUUUCAAGGACUGGUAACGGCACCACCCAAGCUUGUGCAGCUUGCAAAUACCAACGCAGGAAGUGCGCUCCUGACUGCAUUCUCGCCCCUUACUUUCCUCACAAUCGCCAAAGACAAUUCCUCAAUGCCCAUAAAUUGUUUGGCGUCAGCAACAUUAGCAAGAUCAUCAAGAACCUUAACCUUCCUGAGAAAGACGAAGCUAUGCGUACCAUCAUUUUCCAAUCAGAUGUACGUGCGAAUGAUCCUGUCGGAGGCUGUUAUCGAAUGAUAAGAGAGCUUCAACGUCAAAUCGAAUUUACCAGGGCUGAACUUGAUUUUGUUCUUCAUCAGCUAGCUAUAUGUCGUGCUCAGGCAGCAGCUCAACAACAAAGUCAAUUGAUGGCAGCAGCGGCACCGCCUGAUCAUCAGACCGAUCAUGAUGAUUCAACAAGGCUUGAUUACGAGAAUAUCAUUAUUACAGAUACUUUCGACAUGUAUGAUCCAACUGUCAUACAAUAUCAUGAUGAGUACCCGCAAUCACAUCAAGAUCAACAAGAAUUUUCUGUCCUUAAUCAAGCAGUACAUUUACAAGAAGAUCAUGCAAAUGAAAAUGCGUGGGCGGCGCUGUCCGUGCAGGAUAUUAACCCUAGCUUGUCAAUAUCAUCGUCGCCUUACUUUGACGAUCAAGUUAAGCAAGCUUAUAAUGGUAAUGAUCAAUGUAGUACGCAUGAUGAUCUGAAGCCGCUUCUUGAUGUAAACGACGUCAACUUUGAGCCUGAUCAAGAUCAGUUAGUUGAUAAGAGGUUUGUACCAUCAACGGAGUUACUUAUGUCAUCAUAG